GAAUUCAUGGUCUGCUCGAACCACCAUAUUCAUCCAAGAUUACUCUUCGUCAUAGUUGUCGGCUCGGCUUCUCCAGUGACGUGCGCCCUGGUUUCGGGGGAGCGUUGGCCGUCUCAGAAAUUGCUGGCCUCGGAAGACGAAAGAAGGCCGGAGAAUGACGACAUGCUUGUCUCAUAGUCGCCCUGGAACGCAAAACACGCACCCACUAAAGAGAAGCGUGCUGCUGGUUGCCAGAGCGGUCAAUGGCUGGACGUGGGCCCAAUUGAACCUGCAUUUCAGGGACCUGAAGUUCCACCUCGCGUUAAAUCGCGCUGGCGGUGGUCGGAAAGCUUGGCCAGACGACAAGACAAGUGCUUACUUGUUUCAGAGUGAGUUGAUCACCGCAACGCUGGAAAUAGCAUCUGGCACGCCUCAGCGUGGCCCAGAGUGGCGUAUGGGCAACUGCAAAUGCAUGGCCUCGCUGUCUGUUAGUCAGACGGGGCAUUGCAGGACGACUGCAGCAGGGCUUGGAUGCUUCAUGGCACCGCCUCCCGCCCCGAUUAAUCUCGAUACAGUGCACGACGGACGAAUUGGAGAGGCCAAGCAAGACGUCAUAGACCAAGACGGUGAAAGAGCCCCGGAUCAAGCUUCUCUGGAAAAAGCAGGAACGGGUGCCGAUGACUGGGAUGAGCUGCGAUAGUUUGCCGCAUCUAGUCAAGCACAAGGCCAGUGCGGGCCAUGUGGCGUCACUGGCCAGUUAUUUCCUUGCAUUACGUGGCUAAAAAAUGUGGAGGAGGCGCAACCGAGCAAGGGCCGCGACCGCUGUGUUUGUUGCUGGCUGCUGGGGCUAUGGCGAAUGGCG
Messenger RNA from Alternaria alternata, 841 nucleotides. RefSeq lists its product as hypothetical. The record is from RefSeq and is a predicted model, not a curated record. Bases 155 to 679 code for a protein of 174 amino acids. The transcript has 2 exons. Lineage: Eukaryota; Fungi; Ascomycota; Dothideomycetes; Pleosporales; Pleosporaceae.